AGCCAAAACACAACCUCAACACCCCCCCAGCCUCUAUAGCCCGUCCAGUGCAUUCAACCCGAACGAGCUACCAAUACGGAGGACUCACAGCAAUGGAAGCGCCAUCUGCUGUGCCCGAUACCCUCAUGGUGACGGUGCAGCCCGAGUCUCCCAUUGUCAACAGCACCACCAUCGAAGGAGUGACUCAACCUAAUCAACCUGCAUCCACGACCGAGAAUGCCGAAAACCCUACCGAAACGAAGAAAGAGGAGGUGAAGGAGGAACCUAUCUUGCCCGAUCACUAUUACGGCGGCGGGAAAGUUCCUGUGUUUAAGCCGACCAUGGAUCAGUUUCGUUCCUUCCCCGAUUUUGUCCGACGAAUUAACCACUAUGGAAUGGAAACUGGUAUCGUGAAGGUUAUCCCGCCUGCGGAAUGGACCGCUGCUCUUCCCGAUCUCUCACAAAAGGUCAAGUCGAUCCGGGUUCGGUCACCCAUUGAGCAGAAUAUUGUUGGGUCGGCUGGGUGGUUCAGACAGACGAAUUUGGAGAAGAGGAAUAGCUAUUCACUUGUGCAAUGGAAGAAACUUUGUGAGGGUUCGGAACACCAGCCCCCGGCGAAGAGGGGUGAGAAAAGAGCGGAAGGCGCACGCAGGAAGAGUACCAGGGGUGUUCCCAGGGAGGAAAGCGAAGAAAAGGAAGAAGAUGCGACUGCUUCGACGACUCCGACGAGAUCAUCUACUGCUGCUGCGGAGGAACUCACGCCGCCCAUGACUGCUGGACAGUCCGAGCGUGCGGUUUCUUCUCAGGCGGAGACCAAAGCUACGUCUCGCCCACUUACGCCGCCGACGCCUACUACACACGGGUCUUUCGAGGAGGAAGAGGGACCUAAGAUCACGAAGGGUCCUGGUGUCAAUGCUGCGCGACGUGCGCGAUCGGCUGCACAUACAGACAAGGCGUUCGCUGACUUUGACUACCGUCUUUCGAAGGAGGAGUUGGCGUCUUUCACACCCGAACGUUGCGAGGAACUUGAGCGUAUCUAUUGGAAAACACUUACGUACAAUGACCCGCUCUACGGUGCUGAUCUUCCGGGAUCAUUGUUCGAGGAUUCGACGGAGGCGUGGAACGUCGCUAAGCUUGACAACAUCUUGAACAGGAUUGGAAGGGUGCUGCCUGGUGUCAAUUCGGCAUACCUCUAUCUGGGAAUGUGGAAGGCUUCGUUUGCGUGGCAUGUCGAGGAUAUGGAUCUUUACUCAAUCAACUACAUCCACUUCGGUGCACCAAAGCAAUGGUACUCCAUCUCUCAACAUGACCUUCCGCGCUUCGAACAAGUCAUGAAACAGCACUUCCCCCAAGACUACAAAGAAUGUCCCGAAUUCCUCCGUCACAAAACCUUCAACGUCUCACCCACCGUCCUCGCCCAAAACGGCAUCAAAGUCAACAAACUCGUCCACAACGAAGGCGAAUUCGUUAUCACUUUCCCGUUCGGGUAUCACGCGGGGUAUAACCUUGGAUACAACUGUGCCGAGUCUGUGAAUUUUGCGACGGAGGAGUGGUUGGAGUAUGGGAGGCUUGCGAAGCCCUGUCAGUGUAUUCCGGAUGCGGUUAUGAUUGAUGUUGAUGAAAUUGUAGAGAGUUUGAAGCAUGGUUAUGAUAUUCGGGCGCCGGUUCCGGGGGAGGGGGAGGGGAGGAUGACGAAGAGGAAGAGGAAGGCGGAGGGUGGGGAGGGUGGCGAAGGGGAGGGGAAGAAGAAGCUGAAGAUUAAGUUUAACGUGGAGAAGGAGGAACAAUGUGAGUUGUGUCCUGCUAUUGUUGAUUGGUAUGUGGGUGAUAUGCUGCCUGUCGGGGAGUCGAACAAGAUGGUGCAUCGUCUUUGUGCUACAUAUAUCCCGGAGACGUACUUCACCACCGGGGAGGAUGGUAUCGAGAGGGUCAUGGGCGUUGAGAAUAUCUCGAAGGAUAGGUGGAAGUUGAAGUGUGGACAUUGCCGGAGACAGAAAGGUGCGUGUUUCCAAUGCGCAAACCCGAAGUGCGUGAGGGCGUAUCAUGCUACAUGCGCUUCCCAGGCUGGCUGUCUAGUUGAGAGCUACGAGAAGGACGGCGAGAUGAUCAUCAACGUCGAAUGCAAAUACCACCGGCCGAAACGCGUGGCUCGCGAAUACUUGGAGAACAACACCGAUAUCUACGACUACGCCCGCAGCCUCCUCCUCGGCGAUGUCGUCCAAAUCCAACUGCGCAAAGGCGAUAUCUUUGCCGGUCAAGUCGUCGAGAACAGGCAUACGGAACACUCUCUCGUUAUUGAUUUCGGGGGUAUUUCGGAGCCGUUUGAGAUCGAGUGGAAGUGGGUGUUGGCGCCGCCGAGGAGGGUUAAUGGGGUUAUUCUGCAGAGUCCGUUGCCGACUCCGACGUUCAGUCCGAGAAAGGUGAAGAGUGUUCAGGUGCAGCCCGCGGCGUAUUCACAUGCUGUUCCGCCGAUGCAGUUGCCGUAUCCGGGGAUGGGAUACAUGCCAAUGAUGGCACCACCGCUGCCGGGUACUGCGCCUAUGGGGGGUCCGACGCCGCCUGUGGGGAUGUAUGGUGCGCUGCCGCCGAUGUAUUAUCAUAUGCCGCCUGGGCAGAACCCGUAUAUGAUGUACCAUCAGCAGCCAGUUCCUGGGGCGUAUGGGAUGCCUGGUGCACCUGCCCCGGUACAAACUGCUCCGGUUACAGCUCCUGUUCAGGGUCAGCAGUGAAGGUACGAGAGAAAUCAUUCUUUGGAAUAGGGACGGAAAAAACAUGAAAGGAAGGAAAGGGAUAUGUUUUGUUAUGGUAUGAUUAGGGAGU
Molecule: messenger RNA, 2799 nt
Organism: Saitoella complicata NRRL Y-17804
Lineage: Eukaryota; Fungi; Ascomycota; Saitoellomycetes; Saitoellales; Saitoellaceae
Product: JmjC-domain-containing protein
Exons: 2
Coding region: 93-2708 (871 amino acids)
Biological process (GO): chromatin remodeling
Cellular component (GO): nucleus
Molecular function (GO): histone H3K9 demethylase activity; histone H3K36 demethylase activity
Source: RefSeq, a predicted model, not a curated record